UUCCAUUUUGUGGUGUUUCUUUGAACGUGGAGGAAAAUGCCGGACCCGGCCAAAUCCGCUCCUGCUCCAAAGAAGGGCUCGAAAAAAGCUGUCACAAAAGUCCAGAAGAAAGACGGCAAGAAGCGCAAGCGCAGCCGCAAGGAGAGCUACUCUGUCUACGUGUACAAGGUGCUGAAGCAAGUGCAUCCGGACACGGGCAUUUCGUCCAAAGCCAUGGGCAUCAUGAACUCCUUCGUGAACGACAUCUUCGAGCGCAUCGCUGGCGAGGCUUCCCGCUUGGCGCAUUACAACAAGCGUUCGACCAUCACUUCCCGGGAGAUCCAGACGGCCGUGCGCCUGCUGCUGCCGGGGGAGUUGGCUAAACACGCCGUGUCGGAGGGCACCAAGGCCGUCACCAAGUACACCAGCUCCAAGUGAAGCGCAGCCGAGACGUGAUUGAUCGACUUUACCCCAAAGGCUCUUUUCAGAGCCACUUCAGCUCUCGAAGAAAGAGCUGUAACCACUAAUGGCCUAUGAUCUCUUGCUUAGGUAAGGUGGGGCGGCAAGUCUGUUUCCCUGCAGGGCUCUGGUGCAAUACACCGACAUUUCAAAGAAUGUUGGGCGGGCCGGGUGCGGCGCAGCCUGUCGCAUCACGUACAUGAUACACAAUGUGUUCCCUUUUAACUAUUAUUAGUGCUGCUAUAGUGUGAGCCGCCUUAAUGUGGACCUCACCCGUUUCUGUCACUUCAAAGCUGUAGUCCCUCACAGCCCUGGGGCAUCCGGAAAUAAUCGGGUCUGCUUAGCCCAUAAUAUAAUAUGGGGACAGUUCCUGUCAUCACGCAGUUCCAAUGCUGCUGAGCAGGAAGAUCUUAAGAAAUUGUUCCUACCCAGUUUAGGUUAUUGUGAGUUGUUAAAGAUUGAAUGUCCCGUUAGACUAAGUUAUAUGCAUGUAUAGAAGUCAAGUGCUGGAGUCUCGUCUAUCCCCUUGGUGUUCGGGGCGGCGGGAGUGGGGCGAGAGAAGAUUGGAUGCAAGUCCUGCCUGCUGCGCCAUUUCGCUGCCCGACUCCACGCGUGUUUUUAACGUCAGCAUCAGCCCUAGGUGCCGUUUUCACAGCAGGCUUUUCUGUGAGCGCCAACCGUGGACAGCGAGAAUGAGCCUAGUCCUAUCCCUCACCAAAGACUGGAUGUUCUUCAGAAAGGUUUCCUUUUUCUCUGAUUGUCUCCCUGUCAAAAUGAGACGAUCGAGCCCUUUCUAGUGGGUUAGGGUUAAAUGGUUCCACUUAAGGCUGGAACCAGGUAAGUCGUCAUCAGUGGGUCGGGGGUAGGAAGCAGUGCAGGCACCAUUGCGCCUCCAGCACUUCCCUUUCCCAACAAGUUCUCUUGUAGAUAUUUUAGCGCUCUAAAGUAGCUUCCCUAAGCAUAGUGCUUUGAACUCCUUACUGAAUAAAUCAUCUUUCCAAUAAGGCAUCGAGGCCUCUUGUAGGACGUGAUUCUGUAGAAACUAAAAUUGUCUCUUAUGUGGCCUAAUAGGGGAAAGUGGGUUUUAAAAUUUGAUAGUGGCUCAUGCCUUUAAUCCCAGCUCUAGAGGACAGCUUCAUAUGUAGG
This is a messenger RNA of Microtus ochrogaster (prairie vole), 1584 nucleotides long. RefSeq names its product histone H2B type 2-F. Gene Ontology annotation, molecular function: structural constituent of chromatin; protein heterodimerization activity; DNA binding. The transcript has a single exon. Lineage: Eukaryota; Metazoa; Chordata; Mammalia; Rodentia; Cricetidae. The coding region runs from base 37 to 417 and encodes 126 amino acids. The record is from RefSeq and is a predicted model, not a curated record. Gene Ontology annotation, cellular component: nucleosome.